GCACGGGAGACCCGACCUUUUCUCGUCGGGUCUCCGUUAUCGUUGGGGCUGCAAUGAGGAGCGGCCUCCAACAGGAAGAGACCGGGGACUCUGGUGCCGACGACUCACCUCACCGUCGCGGAGCUGGCCGAGUCCGGAGCGGGUGGAGCGGUGGAGGAGCGCUGCUGCUGCUGCUGCUGCGGCCCGACCGGAGAGUCGGAGGCUUCAACUGCAGGUCUGUGGACGGCGGCACCGGGAGCCCGCAGGUCCCUGGAGGGAGACCGCUUUUUCAGGGCUCCUGCAACGGCGACUUCCCCCGCCCGAGUUGCGGGGUCGAAGAGCUCCUGGAGCGGGGCCUGACACACCGCCCCGCGCGGCUUGGAAUGGCCGCGGGACUCUGCGAGCGCACGCCGGGGGCUCUAACACCAAGACCCGGUGUGCGACCUCGCACCACCCGGCGUGGCUUUAAUGGCCGCGGCACAAUCGCCAUCGCCAGCCGGGGGGCUUUGACUUUGACUCUGACAUCGGGGGGGAGAGUGCUGUGGAGAGAUAAGUUUAUUUGGCCUUCCAUCACAGCAAUGUGAUGGAUGUUUAUGUAAAUUAUGUGUGUCUUGGGUCUAUUUGUUUGUAAUGUAUGGCUGCAGAAACGGCAUUUCGUUUGGACCUCAAGGGGUCCAAAUGACAAUUAAAUGCAUCUUGUAUCUUGUAUCUUGUAUUCCAAUCUUGUACCUUACAUUUCCAGCAUUCAUUUUUCUUCUCAUCCCACUUCUGCUAUUUCAGAUUUCAUUUGUCUCCUCAGACAAGCACUCUUGUUAUUAAUUAGUUUUUAGUAUCAUAUUUUAGCUGGUGUCACAAGCACCACUUGUGUCCUCACCACAAGACAAAUCUUCCCUUUCGCUCUCUUUACGUUUCUACCAUUUUCUACAGCUUAAGACUUGUUUUAUUUCUAAAUGUUACCAGUUGAGAUCAGGUCACCGAUCCGAAAUGUUAACUCGGUUUCCCUUUCUACAGAUGCCGAGUAAUUCCAACUUUCUCCAUUUCUAUUUCAGAGCAUUUGUGCUAUUACUAAUGAGCUAAUUUUUAGGGUUUUUUUAAACUUUAGAGAUACAGCGCGGAAACAGGCCCUUCGGCCCACCGAGUCUGCACCGACUAGAGACUCCCCAUGCAUCAACACUGCCCUACACACACUGGGGACAAUUUACACAUACACCAAGCCGAUUAACCUACACACCUGUACGUCUUUGGAGUGUGGGAGGAAACCGAAGAUUUCGGAGAAAACCCACAAGAACGUACAAACUCCAUACAAGCGCCGUAAGACAACAGCUCUACUGCUGCGCCACAUUCAUUGUUCACCAGAUAUAUUUUGCCACCAAAGUGUUACGCUAAAGUUCUUAAGUGCAACCACUAGUUGAUUGAAUGGGGUUUCACAUGGGACAAAGAAAAUGCAUCCUAUCAAAUCAUAAGCGACUUUUACAGACACUGCAAAACCCCCCGUCAUCUGGUGAAUGUUUUCGAUUAAUCUCAUGUAAAAUAAAUGUAAUAUUUUCCAAUUGCUUUUGAUUGUUAGCCACAACCAAAUACAAUACAACUCAUUAAAAUCAAUCAUUUAAAAAAACACUAUUUAAAUGCAUUUAAAAAAACUUAAGCAAUUAAAAACAACAUCCAAUUAAUAAACUGCAACUUAGCUAUUUAUUAUUAUUUCCCCGACUCACACCUAUAAAAUCUCCGAAUUUGCUGGCAUGGUGCUCUAGUGCUCCACUCAUGGACUGCAAGUGGAGUCCAGGGGUGGAACACAGCCAAAUCAAGGCUUUAAAAUCACAGUAUGUUACAAGUUUCAAUAAAAGCAUUCGAAGAUCUAUUUGGAGUUUCAGUUCCAGUUUAGUUUAUUGUCACAUGUACCGAGGUACAGCAAAAAGCUUUUGUUGCAUGCUGUCCAGACAGCAGAAUUACAAUCGAUCCAUUUACAGUGCAUAUAUCCACGAUAAGGGAAUAACGUUUAGUGCAAGGUAAAGCCAGCAAAGUCCAAUCAAGGAUAGUCCAAGGGUCAUCAAAGAGAUAUAACGUAAUUCAGCACUGCUCUCUGAUUUUCUGAAGUAACAGUGCAACUCAUACCCAAAAAAAUCGCAAACCAUAUUUAUAAAAUUAAAACACCAACAUUAAAAUGCCCACAUUGCUUGCCAGAAAAGUUGCCAUUUCUCAUUGAUAAAAAUAGCUCAUUCUUCCCCCACCUUUUCCAAGGAAAUUACCCUUGAAGUGAAUUUCUGGAAAAUGGGUAACCCUCUUAGUCACUGAUUUAACUGUUUCUUUAUUUUUCCACUGUUGGUGUCAGACCACAGAUAACACAUAAAUCCAAUUAAGAGUAUUUGCAGUUAGUUAAAGCCUGCUAACCCUCACUUAUCGGAGGCAUUCUGCUAUCAAAGCAGGUUACAUUCCAAGAGCUCUACUGGAGGAAUGUACAUCCACCACAAAAGAAACAAAGCAGUCACAUGAAUGACACAGGCUAUGUGACCAGACUUCGCUAGGACUUCGUAAUGCAUGGACUUGCAUACGUCCAACAGAUCUUCCUCUACAAAUACUUUUAGAAAAUCAGUAAGGGUUAAAAUUCAUCUGAUUUAUUCACCCCAUGCAACUGGGACUUCUACAUAGCUAUCGGAAACCUGUUUACUUCAAAUAGACCGACAUCCAGUACUCCGAUCAAUUUGGAACUUGGUUCGAUAUUUUUUUUAAAUGGAACUAGUGGCUCUUUUUCUGCUGGCAGAGGCAAUGUUUUUCCAUUCAAGAAUUAACGGUUCGCCAAUUGAUCAGAUAGAAUAUUUUUCAUUGCUUCUUAACAAAACCUAUUCCCAAAAUGACAAUCAGCUCCAUCUUACAAGUCAGAACAUCAACAGCAUUCCAGUUAAUGCCUUCCAAAAUGUCAGUGCUCUGGAAAGACUCGAGCUGUCGCACAACAAUCUGACUGACAAUGGCCUGCCCUGUGGAUCCCUGAACAUAACAACAUUAAAGCACUUGAGCGUGGCUAGUAAUCAACUUACACGUGCCCCAUCCUGCCUACCGACAGCUCUCAAAUAUCUGGACUUAAGCCACAACGCCAUUCAGCAGAUUGCAUUCUCAAAGUUUAUGAACCUCCACAACUUAACCACUUUACUUCUCAGUCAUAAUAAAAUCUCAACCAUCACUUAUUCGGGGACCGUGCUCCCACACCUUGCUUCACUGGACCUCGGCUACAACAAAUUCACAAAGUUACAGUGGAAAUUUAAAGGGCCCAAUCUCACCUCUCUCAGACUGGAAGGAAACCCUUUGCAAAAGAUCAGCACGCACGAAUUCAGUCCUUUCCCCAAGCUUCAGUACCUUAACUUGUCCUCAACGUCUUUGGAAUCAUGCAGUCACAAAGCAUUUGCGACCGAUACAGAAAACAUCAAAGUACUUGAUCUGAGCGAAAACCUUUUCAAAACCUUUGACCGACAGUGCUUUGAUGGAUUAAGCAAUCUGCAGACCCUGUGGAUGAGACGGCUGCCCUUCCUUCAGUCUCUGCCCGUUGACCUGUUCCUCCACACUUCAAGUCUUAUUCAUGUGAACUUGGACGAAAUUCCGCAGCUAUAUUUUUUGAACAGUAGCAUGUUUGAACAGCUCCGACAUUUACAGACACUUUCUCUCCAAAGCUGCAACCUGACAGAAUUCAAACCCUGGACACGCUUCAAUAAUUCAACCAUCAAAAUAACCCUCUUUGGAAACCGCUUGGCGUGCAGCUGUGAGCUCACCUGGCUGACGAGGGAACCAGAAAAGAUAUUACUGACCAGAACAAAUGACACCAGAUGUGUAAAGAGUGGUCGACAAAAAAAGAUCUUAUUGGCAUUCCUCAUUGAUCAAUGCAACAGAAAUGAAAACUCCAUGCAAAAGUUGCAGACUAAUGUCAGAUCUACGCAAACUAUUGUCAAUGCAAGCAGCCAAUUACCAACACCAAGUUCAACUAGGUCUAAAAUCAGCAUCACCUCAUCUUUCACGGAGAGUACAAACCUGCUGAAAACGUUUCUUUACACGUCUUCCAAGUCAAGCCCUGGUUCUUUACCAACUGAAGAAGGUGCCACACAAAAAUAUCAAGCUUGGAAUAAAAUUAAAUCAAGGCUUAAUAUGUCAACAACGCUGCCCACCACAACCAGAGAUCAAGUGGCUCCUGAACUUUAUUCAACAACUACCAGAGAUCGUAUGGAGGCAAGUACUUACCCAACAACCUCCAGAAAUAAAAGCCCGUCCAAACGUUACCCACUGACAACAGUCAGAAGUCAAACCAGAACUAAAUCCAAACUGAAAAGCAGAUAUCAAAUUAGGCCCAGCCCUGUUACAACCACCAGAGAGCAAACGGCAUCUGGAUCUUACUCAACAACCUACAGAGUUCAAACAGACACCAAAACGUACCCAACAAUCAGAGAUCAAACACGGAUCAAACUUCACCCACCAACAGUCGGAGAGCAAACUGUGACUGAACCUUACUCGAUAACUAGAGAUCUAACUGUGACUGAACCUUACUCGAUAACCAGAAAUCAAAUUGUGACCGAGCCGUACUCAAUAACCAGAGAGCAAACUGUGACAGAGCCGUACUCAAAUACCAGGGAUCAAACUGUGAUUGAGCCUUACAUGAAAAUCAUAGACCAAACUGUGACUGAAUCUAACUCAACGACAAGUGGAGAUCAAAUGGUGAUCAAGCCUUACUCAACAACCGGAAAACCCUUUGAGACUGAACUUCACCUAUCGACAGCCAGAGAUGAAACUGUGACUGAACUUUCCACGACAACCACAGAUCAAACUACGACCACACCACACCCAGCAACAAUCGGAGACCAUACAGCGAUCAAAUCGCACUCGCCAACAACCAGCGAUCAUACUGGGACCACGCCCUACCUGACCAUCGUGGAUCAAACUGGAACCGAACCCAAUGGGACAAUCAGAAACCAAACUGGGCAUGAACGGAACCUGACCAUUACCAGGGUGCAAACCGCCCAGAAAUAUUACCCAUCUAUUAACCGAGAGAAAGCUAGCACUAAGCAUUACCCAGCAAUGACAUUGCAAACUUCAACACCACCAGCAUGCUUCACUGUCUCCACCACCAAAAAGGGACCGAAAUUUAUAGUGAUUGACGAUGCCGAUGAUGCAGAGUCUUUGGAAAAAGAGGAAAUCACAAGUCCUCUACCCGGUGACUGUAAUUAUGAUCCAUGUAGACACUGGCAGGUACCUUGUCAUGAGCUGCAACAUUUGACAGACUGCCGUUGCCCUGCCACAACUGGGGAAGACGUCAUCCCAGAGCCAGUGAAGAUACAGAAGGUUAUUAAGAUUUCAGACAAUGCAGCCGAAAUCUACUGGUGCUCGCCUAGUUCCACAGUGCUGUAUUAUUAUAUUAUCUAUCAAUCGGACGAGAACAGGCGUUUGUACAAGACGGACACCAUCAAGCCGACAUAUCGGAGAUAUACCUUGCGCGACCUUACUGCAGACAGUACUUAUCACACUUGUGUGGUGGCCGUGAAUAAUGCAGGAUCAAGUACUGCAAGCAGCAUCUGGCCCUCAAAAGGCCCCUGCUAUAUAUUCAAGACAAAGCCAAACUACAAUAAUAUUUUUUAUAUAACGUCUACUGUCAUUAUUGUCAUUCUCUUCAUACUUGUAGUUAUUCUGUCUUUUUGCUUGUGCAAAAUUCACCAAAAGAGACGAUUGAUCAAUUUAUCCAGCAUAAGCUUGGAUCCCCUCAGCUUGCAAAAUCCAGCAUUUGAUGACCAUCUGGAGCUGGCAGAUUCAAGAACAAUACGCACAAGAACCCCAGACUCUGAACAGAUUCUCUAACAUUAAAACUUAAAAUAACUCUGAGGGGAAC
Molecule: messenger RNA, 5836 nt
Organism: Leucoraja erinaceus (little skate)
Lineage: Eukaryota; Metazoa; Chordata; Chondrichthyes; Rajiformes; Rajidae
Product: leucine-rich repeat neuronal protein 4-like
Exons: 5
Coding region: 2707-5805 (1032 amino acids)
Molecular function (GO): protein binding
Source: RefSeq, a predicted model, not a curated record